UUUGUCAAAUUAACUAAAAAAUAUAUAUAUAUUUUAGAUAACUCUAUUCGUUUCCCCAACGUUAACCAGUUACGUAAAUUAUCCUAACCUGCUAAGAAAAGUCAAAUCUGACCCAAACGGUAUCCCGUCUACUCAAAACCCUUAUCUCCCUACUGUCACAUGGCAUGAAUGCGAUGCAUGUAGAAAUGGGGGAGAUAGAAAAUGAACCAGCGCGACCGAAAAUUACUGAUGCCAAGGGUAUUCUCCAACAGAACCGCGAGUUCCUGGACUUCUUCUGGGAUAUCGCUAAACCUGAACAAGAGAUACGGCUGAAGGCCAUUGAAAAUCUCAUACAAUAUCUGAAGACUAGUGAAAAGACAGAUGAGUUGACAUACACCCUGAAGAGACUGGUGGAUGGCUUGGCACACACUAGAGAGGCUGCCCGGCCAGGCUUCAGUUUGGCUUUGGGACAGGUACUGAGCGUGUUUGAGGAGGUACCUCUGCGUACAGCUUUUGAUCAAAUCAAAGAGAAGCACAACUUGGCGAAAGUGAAAAAGAAACUCAUCAGAAAUGCUGCUUUUGGGAACUUCUUUGGUGUGCUCGCCCUGUCUCAGUCGACACGCCUUCCAAAGGAGCCUCAGGUGGUGCUGGAGUGUGUGCAGCUCCUCCAGAGCCUAUCGCAGUAUAGAGAACACCUGCGGGACCUGCCCAGGAAGACCAUGGUGGACAUCCUGUCUGAGACGUCAGAGGAGGUGUUUGAGGAGGUGCUGCUGGGAGCCCUGCAGACAGACCUGUCCUCUGCCUUCAGCACCCCUGAGCAGCUGCAGCUCCUCCUGGUGGCCAUGCAGAGGUUCCCCCAGGUGCUCAAGCCCAAGAAGCUGAAGAAGCUGCUGGGCACCUCCACAAUCAUUACCAUGGACAAUAUCCCUAAGUUGACAGAUGUACUGAAGAUGGCGGCCCGCUCAGUCAAGAAGGACCGCCUGCUGCCUGCGGUGGCUCUGGACCUGCUGCAGAUCUCUCUGAGGGAGGACAACUUUGAGCUUUUCUGGAGGGAGACCAUCAUUAACGGCAUGCUGAAAGACCAGCCAGGGCCCACACAUUACCUGAGCUACCGGCUGUUGGGUAGUGCCCUGCCCUUGUUGACUCUGGCCCAGCUAAAACAGGUGUUAAAUGGAGAGGUGAUGAGGGCCUACGGGGAACACGUGGUCUCUGCACAGCUCCCAGACCGCUUUAAGUUUGCCCCCGAGAUGGAGACGUACGUUGGUGACUUCCUGCAGGGCUGCGAUGACCCGGAGAAGCAGCUGGCGGUGAUGGUGGCCUUCUCCCUGCUCACCAACCAGGGCUACCCCGUGGUGCCCUCCUUCUGGAGGGUUGUGCAGCAUCUGCAGCCGACCGCACUGCAGAGCUACGUGGACUGGCUCAAAGACAUGUUCCUCAACCCCCGGCUGGACAGCUGCCUGGACUUCAGCACCCGCAGGCAGAAGGAGAACCAGGAGGGCGGAGUCCAGAGAGAGAACUGUAUAUUCCGCCUGAGGAAGUGGAUCAUUCCACGCCUAACCUCCAUCGCGGAGAACAACCAGGUGAAGAGAGAGGAGGCUCUAGUGAUGGAUGUAGCCAGGUUUGUCUUUUUCCAUGCGUUCUUCAAUGCUAAGAAGGCCACCCCAGACAUACUUGAGACAGAAGCCACCCUGUCAGUGCCCCUGGAUGAGAAGACCAGAGCCAUUGUCAUCAACUCCUUCUUUGGAUUGCUGCAGCACAUCAACCACCUGCCUUUGCUGGGCGACUCCCCUGAGGUGGCAGCCCGCAACCAGAGGCACGUACAGGGUGUGAUGGCUGACGGCUCCAUGUGGAUCUUCUGUCUGGUGCGGUACGCUGACAGCCUGCUCAACCAGCCCAAGUACGCUCAGAGCACCCAGCCAUUCAGCCCCGAGCAGAGACAGGCCUGGGACAGUAUGCUGGCGUCAGUGGGGACUCUAAUGAAGAAAUCUAAGAAAGGCCAGACUCCAGAGACAUCUGCUUUCCAACAACUCUUCCUGCUGGUUGGCAUUCACCUCUUCAAGGCUCCAGAGGAUUUGGUAGACCUGAUGCAGGAUCUGCAGAACUGCAUGGAAAAAGCCCAAGAGAAGAAGUCCAAGAAGAAGAAGAAGCCGGUAACCGGUUCUGCAGCAGCAGGAGAGGAGGAGCCCCACUGGGCUGAGGUGGUGGUGGACAUCCUGCUCUCACUCCUGUCCCAGCCCAGUAGACACAUCCGCCACGUCUGCAGGACUGUCUUCUCCAACAUCUGUCCCCACGUCACCGCCAGAGCCCUCACCGCCAUCUUGGAUGUUCUGGACCCAGAUAAAGAUGAGGAGGACAGUGCCAUCGUGGUGACGGAUGAUACAGACUCUGACAAAAUAAAGAAGAAAGACAAAAAAAAGAAAGGCGAGGAUGAUGAAGACGAUGAAGAGAUGAAUGAGGAAGAGUCGGAUGCAUCAGACGACGACUCUGAUGAGGGUGAAGAUGAGGCCAUGGAGGAGGGGGGUGAGGUGGAUCAGAACUUCCGCAUUGAGCUGAUGAAGGUCCUACAGAACCAGGGUGCCGUGGCCACCAAAGUGGACGGCAGCGAUGAUGACGAGCUGGACGAUGAAGCCAUGAUGAAGCUGGACGGCAGCAUCGCAUCACUGUUCCUAGAACAGAAGAAGAAGAUGCAGGCCAAGAAGGAUGAGAAGGACAAGCUAAAAAAGGAAAAGACCCUCGUCAGAGACUUCAAGAUCAAGGUGCUGGACCUGGUGGAGGUGUUCCUGGCCAGGCAGGGCAGCAGCCCUCUGGUGCUGGGCAUGGUGGAGCCCCUGCUCAGCGUCAUUGAGAGCGGCAUGAGCUCCGAGAGCGACCAGCAGGAGCAGGACUUUCUCCGCAAGGCCGCAGACAUCUUCAAGAACCAGCUGUGCCGGGCCAAGCAGUACUGUAAGACCGUAGGCGACAGACAGGGGGAGCUCCACGACCUGCUGGAGAAACUCAUGACCAAAACCCAGAAGCUGUCUGACUCCUCAGUGUCACUCUACUUCUUCAGUGCAUCUCUGUACCUGGUCAAGGUGCUGAGAGGGGGUGUGCCCGGGGCCUCAGCAGACGGCAAGACAACACUUUCUACUGAGGAGCUGAGGUUCAUGGGUAACGUGGAUGUGGAGAGGGUGUCGGCCAUCUUUAAAGGGGCGCUCUGCUCCUUCAUGACGCGCAGGAAAAGCCCUCUGUCAGGCCUGAUGUUUGUCGACCUCUUCACCCGCUUCCCUGUUCUGUGUGUGAACCUGUUGGUGACCGCAGUGGAACACAUCACAACAGGAGUCAGAGAACACCAACAGAGCCAGGCCAGUGCCAUGGUGCUACGGGGGCUGCAGAGCAGGGAGGUACAGCAGCUGUUAGCAGGCGACCCCUGGGCAGGGCUGCUUCAGCAGGCGGUGGGCCAUGUGGCAGCGAGUCUGGAGACUGUAGUCGAGACUGGUAAGAACAAGGUGGUCCAGGAGAAGUUGGUCAAAGCCCUGGAGCUCGGUCUCUUCCUGGUCAAAACUGUCAACCAGCAGAAGCUGUCUGUGGAUCUGGAGCCCCUCAAAAAGGUUAUUCAGUCCAUGAGAGAGGUUCUGGGCUUCAGGAAGACUGGACAGAUGGAGGACACCUACUGGGCUGUUAUGAAACACUUUGGAGUCAUAAAGCCCAAAAGGGACAGAACCAGGAAAACCAAAGAAGACCAGGCUGAGCCGACCGCUCCCAAGAAGAAGAAAGGAUUCUUGCCCGAGACUAAGAAGAGAAAGAACCGCAAGAAGCAACUGCCUGUCUCUGAGCAGGGGGCAGCAGAUGCCAACACAGUCCCUUUGGGGAAACCAGAGGGAGGAAAGAAGAAAAGAAACAACAAGAGGAAACAGCCAGGAGGGACACCUGUAUUAACAGCCAGGAGGGACACCUGUAUUAACAGCCAGGAGGGACACCUGUAUUAACAGCCAGGAGGGACACCUGUAUUAACAGCCAGGAGGGACACCUGUAUUAACAGCCAGGAGGGACACCUGUAUUAACAGCCAGGAGGCGACACCUGUAUUAACAGCCAGGAGGGACACCUGUAUUAACAGCCAGGAGGGACACCUGUAUUAACAGCCAGGAGGGACACCUGUAUUAACAGCCAGGAGGGACACCUGUAUUAACAGCCAGGAGGGACACCUGUAUUAACAGCCAGGAGGGACACCUGUAUUAACAGCCAGGAGGGACACCUGUAUUAACAGCCAGGAGGGACACCUGUAUUAACAGCCAGGAGGGACACCUGUAUUAACAGCCAGGAGGGACACCUGUAUUAACAGCCAGGAGGGACACCUGUAUUAACAGCCAGGAGGGACACCUGUAUUAACAGCCAGGAGGGACACCUGUAUUAACAGCCAGGAGGGACACCUGUAUUAACAGCCAGGAGGGACACCUGUAUUAACAGCCAGGAGGGACACCUGUAUUAACAGCCAGGAGGGACACCUGUAUUAACAGCCAGGAGGGACACCUGUAUUAACAGCCAGGAGGGACACCUGUAUUAACAGCCAGGAGGGACACCUGUAUUAACAGCCAGGAGGGACACCUGUAUUAACAGCCAGGAGGGACACCUGUAUUAACAGCCAGGAGGGACACCUGUAUUAACAGCCAGGAGGGACACCUGUAUUAACAGCCAGGAGGGACACCUGUAUUAACAGCCAGGAGGGACACCUGUAUUAACAGCCAGGAGGGACACCUGUAUUAACAGCCAGGAGGGACACCUGUAUUAACAGCCAGGAGGGACACCUGCACAGGGUCCGACCAAGAAGGCCAAGACCACACAGCCUGCAGGCAAACAGAAGGGAGGCGGGGGAGAAUAAAGUGGACUAUCUAGACCAUAUUUGUGUGUACACUCGGGUUGUACAAAUAUAUUUUGUUGUAUUCCAGUUUAAUCAAAUGCGUCGCACAAGGCCAGAGAGAGAGCCUGUGGUUGUGAAGAUGGGGUCUCGUGCUCUACGAAGAGCUCCUGUUGAUAUUCUUUUCAUACAAAGGAAGGGUGAGGUUUGUUUGUGGCCUUAGGCUGUAUGUUCCCUUUGCUGCCCUACCCCCUCCCAACACACCAGUGUGAAUCUUAUGCAAAAUUCUGGAGUGUUCACAAGCCUCUGAACUGAUAAGUAUUCAAAUAAUAAUUGGUCAUUGUUUUGUAUGAAAUGUCCAAUCCGAUCACACUGUCUGCUAUGCGCCAUUUAAAGUUCAUUUUGGAUUUAGCUGACAUAUGCAACAUUUUCCUUGCAUGCGUUCUCGAUGUGGCGCAGUCGGCUUGAAUCCAGGCCUUUGGGAUUAUGCUAGUAGACCUCAAGCCUAUUGAAUGUGUUGCACAUGGUGAAAUGACACUGCUUUUAUUGAUAUAAAACAUUUGUUACAUUGAG
Salmo salar (Atlantic salmon) is the source of this 5384-nucleotide messenger RNA. RefSeq names its product myb-binding protein 1A-like protein. Lineage: Eukaryota; Metazoa; Chordata; Actinopteri; Salmoniformes; Salmonidae. Gene Ontology annotation, biological process: regulation of DNA-templated transcription. Gene Ontology annotation, molecular function: transcription factor binding; sequence-specific DNA binding; RNA binding. The record is from RefSeq and is a predicted model, not a curated record. Gene Ontology annotation, cellular component: nucleolus.